CCCGUUUACAAGCAAGGUCCUUACAGUGUUCCGGCGAGGCAGUAGACCAGGGUUCGUCUCCCUCACUUCGCUCCCGCACUAGUCCGUCUCUCUUAUCCUCUUCGAUCGCCGCCGACCUCCAUUUUCUCCAUCAAUGGCGUCCAUGAAUCUUGGCUGGUUCGGCGAUAACUGGUUCUCCAAACCACCGAAACCCGUCCCCGCCGUGCCGUCCUUCGCUUUCAUCGGUAGCCGUAAUUUAUCCUCCAAAAACACCACCCAAAACCCUAAUCCCAACCCCUCGAUCUCCUCCUCAUCCUCUUCCUCACCUCCGACACCGGAGGAGCCUAAGGGCCCUCUCACUGAGAUGCUGGAGCAGUUAUGGUGGGAGUGCGAGCACCGCCCUGACUACCGGCACACGCCUGAGGUGGAACGCAUCAUCACCGAGGACCCGUUCAUAGUUAAGAAGGAAAACCCUACCCAGGAGGAGAUCGAGGAGAACAAACAGUGGUGGGAUGGCUUCAAUAGCAGCCCUGUUGUUCAAUUCCUCCGCCGCGCUGAGAAGAUUGCUGACAUAAUGAAUGAGAUGGAGCUCAAGGAGAACGAGCACCCGUACCGGUGGGAGGAUAGGAAGUUGUGGAAGAAGCUGCCGCAUGUCCCGGGGCUCGAUGGCCGGCCAAUGCCGAGGAAGGCAAUCAAGACCAAGAAGGAAUCCGACGACAAGUUUUGGGAUUGGGCAAGGCAGUUCUUUUUUGGGUUAUGGGGAUUCCGGCAGCGGUCUUACCCUCCCGGCCGCCCCAUUGACGUUGCGCAGGCCAUUGGGUAUAAAAGGCUGGAGAAGCGAUAUUACGACUUUAUAAUGAGAAGUGGUGGCUGGUACUACAAAGAUCGCCUAGGACGUACAAGAGGACCAUUGGAGCUUAUCACUCUUAAGACUGCCUGGGCUGGCGGGAUAAUUGAUACACACACUUUCAUUUGGGGUGAAGACAUGGAUGAAUGGGCACCCAUUGGAAUGGUUUACGGCUUAGAAAAAGCAAUUGCUACCUGGGAAGUCAGACUAGGUGCUGCUGCAACAGCUUUCCUUCAUAAGCUACAGAAGGGCAUACCACCUUGGAAACCUCUUAAGGGCUUUGAGUGGAAAACAUAUAAACAGUUGCAGGAUGAAGCCAUCGAAAGCAAGAAGCGAGACAUGGCUGUUCUUGCAGCAAAUGGUGGAAUUUGGCCUGGUGUAAGGACUCCCAGCCAUGCAUUAUUUCUUUGGGCCAGUGGAUCUGAACUGACCUCAAUUUUGGAAGCUGACUUUAUGCCAAACAAAUACAUCUCCAAAGAGCUAAGGUACCGCCUUGCAAAAAUCAUCCCAAACUUAAGGCCCUGGGAGGUUCUUAGCAUAGAACAAGCCAUGGAUCUAAUAACAUGUGAAGGCGAGUGGUUCCGCGAGCCUCUUGGUUCCUUCACAACAGGCCCUCCGUACAUCCAACGUUGGAACAAGGAUGUUAAGAGAAUGUUCAGAAUUUUCUCCAACCUGAGCUACAGAGUAUACAACAAAUUGGAGCGAACAAUUCCUGGUUUUGAUGUAGUGAUGCAGAAAGUGAAGGCUGAUACAGAUACAAGGGAUGCAAGGCGGAAGGAGAGAAGAGCUGCACAAAAACGGGCUGAGAAAGAGGCUGCCAUCUAUGGUCGUCGGAUGUCAUCUGACAAUCCCAAGUAAAAUGAUGGAAGUUGAAACCGCGGCACAAUUAUUUCUCAAACAAGGCUAGUUUGACACACAUUCUGCUUCAAUGGGCAGUACUUUCUCAGCAAGCAUCCAGUUUAUCUCAGCAGUGCAUCUGACAGACUUGUUAAAAAAAAAAGUCAUUUUUGUAUCCAGGCAAUGAUUUCCUUGUUAUCUUAUCACUUUGACAUCAAAUUUAAACUGCAUGUUCAUUAGUUGAUCAUACCAAAGAAUGGCU
Molecule: messenger RNA, 1925 nt
Organism: Dioscorea cayenensis subsp. rotundata (Guinea yam)
Lineage: Eukaryota; Viridiplantae; Streptophyta; Magnoliopsida; Dioscoreales; Dioscoreaceae
Product: protein TIC 56, chloroplastic
Exons: 6
Coding region: 134-1684 (516 amino acids)
Source: RefSeq, a predicted model, not a curated record